CGCGGCACUUCCGGGAUGCUCUCUGGAGGUGAGGCACUUCCGGUCGCUGGUUCCGGGGCCGGGUGACGUGGCUGAGCGGCUGUGGAAGAGCAGUAGCAGCGGAGGGAGCACUAUUUUGAAGGAGGGAGCCUAAGAGCCACGUCCGCCCUGUCCUGAGCCGUCAUGAGGGCGCUAAGCCUGGUACUGUUCUGCGGGGCCGCGCUGCUGCUAGUGCGGGCUGACGAGCACGAGCACACGUACAAUGACAAAGAGGAGGUUGUCCUAUGGAUGAACACAGUGGGGCCGUAUCACAACAGACAAGAGACAUACAAGUAUUUCUCUCUACCGUUCUGUGUUGGGACGAAGAAGAGUAUUAGUCAUUAUCAUGAAACCUUAGGAGAAGCUUUACAAGGGGUGGAAUUGGAGUUCAGUGGACUUGAUAUUAAAUUUAAAGAUGACGUCAUGCAGACCACAUAUUGUGAAAUUGACUUAAAUAAAGCCAAGAGAGAUGCCUUUGUCUACGCCAUCAAGAAUCACUAUUGGUACCAGAUGUACAUAGACGAUUUACCGAUCUGGGUACACUGGUUUUCCAUCUUCAACUCUUUCAUGAUGGUUAUUUUCCUGGUGGGUCUGGUGUCCAUGAUCCUUAUGCGGACUCUAAGGAAAGAUUAUGCACGAUACAGCAAGGAAGAGGAAAUGGACGAUAUGGACCGGGAUCUCGGUGAUGAAUAUGGCUGGAAGCAGGUUCAUGGAGGUUUUCGUCCAUCCAGCCAUCCUCUGAUGUUUUCAUCUCUUAUUGGCUCUGGUUGCCAGAUCUUUGCCGUUUCACUUAUUGUAAUUAUUGUUGCCAUGAUAGAAGAUUUAUACACAGAGCGAGGUUCCAUGCUCAGCACCGCAAUAUUCGUCUUACGCUGCAACUUCACAGUAAAUGGGUAUUUUGGAGGAAGCCUUUACUGACAAGGAGGUAGACGCUGGAUAAAGCAAAUGUUUAUAGGCGCCUUCCUGAUCCCAGCCAUGGUUUGUGGGACAGCGUUUUUUUUACACUUUAUUGCAAUUUACUAUCACGCUUCAAGAGCAAUACCGUUUGGCACAAUGGUUGCCGUCUGCUGUAUCUGUUUCUUUGUCAUUUUACCAUUGAACCUGGUGGGGACAAUCCUUGGGCGAAACUUGGCAGGACAACCCAACUUCCCUUGUCGCGUUAAUGCCGUCCCACGUCCAAUUCCAGAGAAGAAGUGGUUUAUGGAACCAGCGGUCAUUGUUUGCCUGGGAGGAAUUUUGCCUUUUGGAUCAAUUUUCAUUGAAAUGUAUUUCAUUUUCACAUCAUUCUGGGCAUACAAAAUCUACUACGUAUACGGCUUCAUGAUGUUGGUCCUGGUGAUCCUCUGCAUUGUCACCGUGUGUGUCACCAUUGUUUGCACGUACUUCCUACUGAACGCUGAGGAUUAUAGGUGGCAAUGGACGAGCUUUCUCUCUGCCGCAUCCACUGCGAUCUACGUUUACAUGUAUUCAUUCUACUACUAUUUCUUCAAAACAAAAAUGUACGGGCUGUUUCAAACCUCAUUUUAUUUUGGAUAUAUGGCAGUAUUUAGCACGGCUUUAGGAAUAAUGUGUGGAGCCAUCGGAUACAUGGGAACAAGUGCCUUUGUCCGGAAAAUCUACACGAAUGUAAAAAUUGACUGAUUCAUCCGAGAAACAAGGGAACUGUGGAGCAGUGACUUUUUUUUCUUGGGUCAGGGGUGAAAUAUGCACAUUAGUGCCAGAAGAGAUUGGGUUUUAACUCUGGGUACGGUCUCAGUCUCCGUUUUGUGGACGGCUUAAAAUGGCAUCUAUUUAAUUGAUCCUAGGUUCUUACUGACUGCUCUCCAGCCGCUCACGGCAAACGCGCGGAUUAUAUGCAGUAGGCGUUACUACCAUACGUGGCUAAUCUUCCCAAAAACUAGCUCAUUAAAGAUGAAUAGACUAGCUCUCUUCAGUGAAGAGGACAACACAGUUUAUUUAAAGCAUUUGUUCCAUUAAGUAAAAAGAGGGAGUGUUGGCUGCCCACACUAGCUGAUUAGCAGUCGCCCUGGUCCUUGCGCGCUAUGAAUGCUGUUCCAGGAAGCCUUCUUUUUUUUUUUUUCUUCUUCUUCUUUCUAUUGCCCCUUUCAGGAUGUAUGUUUUAUAUUUUGACAGCUCUGCCUGCACCCGUUUGUUUAAUAGGUAAAUAAAAAAAGAACCACGAUGCAUGUAACUGAAAAGCUUUCCAUGGAGUUGGACCAAUUUCUCAUGUAUCUCUCUAAAUAAUGAAGCUCCACUCACAGAAGGUGUCCUUGGCACUGCGGUUUACUGUAUAGCUACAAAACUGUCAAUGAAGAUUCUUUGUUUUUAUGGCCGCCUGAGGUGUAAAUUAAAUAGCUUUUUAAUUGAAUUCCUAACCUAACCCCUAUUCUUCCAAAGUUACAUUUUUUUAAAAAUUUCUAAUUACUGUUUUGUUUUUUUUUGGGUUUCAAUGAAGGCUUUACAUGGACUGUAGGAGGGAAAUAAGUGUAAAUAGCAUAUAAUGUAACUUAGAUUUAGAUCCCAAAUGUAUUUGGAUGUACAGGUUUAUUACAGAGUACUUUUUUUCUGAUGAUUCGAUGUACAAAAUCUGUGUCUCGGUGGCUCCCAUCUUGCCUGCCAUUGCAUGAUACAUUGGUUUUCCUCAUGUUGUGUGUAUGUCAGGUUUUUGUUGUUUCUUUCUAAAGAUCUUACACAAAAAGUUCAAAUUUGUAAUUUAGAACAUUUAAAUUUUGUUAAUCCUGUCUGGACACUUGUGUAACAUCUAAAGCGCCGUCGCUUUAGGGUGUUCAGGGAACUGAAAUAAAACUUUCAGACAAAAAAUA
Molecule: messenger RNA, 2840 nt
Organism: Bombina bombina (fire-bellied toad)
Lineage: Eukaryota; Metazoa; Chordata; Amphibia; Anura; Bombinatoridae
Gene: TM9SF3
Product: transmembrane 9 superfamily member 3
Biological process (GO): protein localization to membrane
Cellular component (GO): membrane
Source: RefSeq, a predicted model, not a curated record